AUGGCAACGAAAACGAGAGGAGCGGUCAACGCCGCCCAUACCGCAGGAAUAUUCGCCGACAAGACCCUCGAUGGCCCGGAGAUUGGCACCUUGGUCGCCGUUGUUGACAGAGCAAAGAACCUCCCCAACAGAAAGACCAUGGGAAAGCAGAACCCCUACUGUGCAAUGAGACUGGGUAAAGAAGCAAGGAAGACGGACACCGACAAGAGAGGUGGUCAAACACCAAGAUGGGAUCAAGAACUCAGAUUCGUCGUUCAAGAGUCCCCGGACUAUCAUAAGCUCAAAUGCUCGGUAUUCAACGAUGACAAAAAGACAGACCUAAUCGGGGACGCAUGGAUUGAUCUUCAAGAAGUCGUUGUGCCUGGUGGCGGCCAGAACGACCUCUGGCAUCAACUGAACUUCAAAGGCAAAUACGCAGGAGAUAUACGGAUCGAGUUAACCUUCUACGACUCACGACCGAAGCCAGAUGCCUUGCCUGACAAGAAGAAGCAAAGAGAAAAAUCCCAUUCCACAGCAAGUGAUGUCACCACUAGUACAGUUGCUGGUCCACGGCAACUUGGCCCUCGAGAAAUCAAGAGACGACCUUUACCGCCUGGGCCUGGAGGGCGCUCCUCACCUGCCUCUCCUCUCAAUAUCCCAGAUCAACGCCCUCUAUCUUCAAUGCAACCAGACUUCGAACCCGAUGCCUGGAUAAAUCGACAACAAAACAACACCAAUCCUCCACCACGGCCACCGAAGCAUCCCAUCAUGCCCGAAACCCCGGACGAUGUUGGCUAUGAUUUUGUUCCAGACUAUCCUCAAGACCAAUAUGAUUUGAUGCCUUCAGCUAUGAAUCGCUCUUAUGAUCAGAGAUCUUCAUCAUUCGACGAUGAACACAUAGGCCAAAGUCAACGACUUGACGAAAGAAAUUCACCCCAAGACUACUACGAUGGCUACAGCUCUGAUCAGUAUAAUAUAGACACACGUCAGCAAACUCAAUCUAUGCAGGAACAACGACCAAACUCAAGUCACUGGGGGAGUCGCACACGAGGCCAAUCCGCAGCGAGCACUCCCAGUCGCCCAUUACAACCAGUCGCCAGUUCUUCACCCUAUCAAGCAACAUCGCCCAGUCAGCCUCUUCAAACUCUACCUAAUAUGCCUGUACAACAACACUCGACGUGGCAGAGUCGCGGAAGUCCUUCGCCAACCAAACAUUCUGUUUACAGAGAUAGCCCAUUGCGACAAUCUAUCAGUCAACACGAGAUGCCAUCUCAUCCUCACAAUUAUGUCCAGCAAUUUGACGAUGAUGAGCCUCCUCCACCUCCUCCAGCUCAUGGCAGUCAGCUUGUGCGCAUGCCCAUGCCCUCUGUUGCUAAUCAGAAUGGAUACGGGACACCAAUGCGAACAUCGAUUAACCAACCCUCGGUAGAAGAGCGAAGCCCUCUACAGAAGCUAGAAUAUACACCCUAUCAGGGACCAUCACCAUCAGCUCAAGAUCUGGAUAACCAGUAUUCACCCGCUCACUCCAACGAAUUCGCUGCUGGCAGUGACUAUGAACCCUACCGUGAUCGUUCAACCGAUAGGCGGAACUCUUACAACGACACUCUUGACGAUUUCCAGCCCAGACCGAGUCCUAAUGGUGUGCUUCGGUAUGGUCAAGAGAAUAUCCAUCCCCAACGAUAUAGUGCAAGCCCACAGGACGAGUUCAGACACUCCGCAGGCUACGGACGGCAAGAUAAUAACGGACACGGGAAUAGCUACGGCCCCCCUCGAAGAGCUCAAACCUUUGAUGACUUCGCGGGCGGUGAAGAAAAGCAAAUCAGCAGGUCGGAGCCUUUGGUCGUUCGACCACGGGCUGUCAGUCCCAACCCUGCUCACAAAAUCCCGCGAAAGUCCAUAACACCAACUCCCACUACCCCCGAAGGACGGAAUAGCAUGACGAGCACACCUUUCGGACCAGACUCUUAUGAUAUCCUGAACCCGGGUCCAAGCCCAGUUGAAAUUGAUCCAUUUGCAACUCCGGAGCAAGCGCAGGCAGCCGCACGACAGAGAGAUCUCGACAAGAACAGGGAUCUGGGUCCUAUCAUUGGCAACGACGGAAGAAUUAUUGACCCCUCGGAUCAUUUGCCAGCCGAUACUUGGGCUCCCGAACCUGAUAGGAAGAAUCGGAAACCAGAACAUGUCAUUCGGAUUCGGACCAGGGAGGAGGCGCGAAUGCACAAUCGUGGCGGAUCAUCGCCUUCUUCGGCUAGGCCACAUUCCAUCGCCACAUCCCCCUAUCAGCCCUCUCCUGAAUUUACGCAGCCAUCUCCAAGCCAGUACGCGCCGGCAAUUCCUCCUAAACUUCCACCUUCACCACAAGCUGAAUCACCUAGUGGACGAAAUCGGCUCAAGAAAUCCAUGCCCAAUCGCCCACCACCAUCCAACCCGUAUCCUCAUGCACACACCAGCCCUGCUGUGAUGACUGUCAGUUCGCCUGUGGAGAGGCCAAGCCCAACAACUCAAAGAUAUUCGAUCGGAUCAUCGCCACCUCAUGGUCAUGUCCAACGACCGCCUUUGGCCGAAUACCAAAUCCCUGCCGGGAAUACCUAUCAUGUUCGUGGUGGUUCUGGCUCUGGUUCCACCCGCCCUGAUUAUUCAUUCUCCCAUUCUCCCACAAAGUCCUCUUACCCACCUCCACCAAGUGUGGCAGACUAUUCGGGGUAUGGUCCUGAUGAGUCGCUCGCACUGGAGCUCAGUACGAUAGAUAUAGGCCCAUCCAGAGGCCCGCGGACUGCAGUGCGGUCGGGUCGUGGCUAUGGCGGUUAUUAG
This is a messenger RNA of Exophiala bonariae, 2790 nucleotides long. RefSeq lists its product as uncharacterized. The coding region runs from base 1 to 2790 and encodes 929 amino acids. The transcript has 2 exons. The record is from RefSeq and is a predicted model, not a curated record. NCBI's taxonomy places the organism in Eukaryota, Fungi, Ascomycota, Eurotiomycetes, Chaetothyriales, Herpotrichiellaceae.